Molecule: messenger RNA, 324 nt
Organism: Rhizophagus irregularis DAOM 181602=DAOM 197198
Lineage: Eukaryota; Fungi; Glomeromycota; Glomeromycetes; Glomerales; Glomeraceae
Source: RefSeq, a predicted model, not a curated record
AUGGCUUUUUCAUCAAAACAAACUAUUUUUAAAGUUCUUUUUAAAGACGAUGAUUUUGAUACAACUGUGGAUAGAACCAUUUAUUAUGAACUGGUCAAAUAUGCCUUAAAAAAAUAUUGUUCUUUUGACUUGACUGAAAAAAAUAUUUCUCAAACUGUUGAAAAACAUACUGAAGAUCAACCAAUAGAUAUAGAAAUUAUUGAUAUGCCUAUUACGUCCAAACACCAAUUAAAGGAAUCAAUUAGCAUCUUCUUAGCAAAAGCCACUUCUUUUAUAUCUAAAGAUAAACAAAAGCAAGUUUUAUAUGCCGAUAUGAUUAAAUAA